GCGUUACCAACAUGGCUGCUUGGUGGAACUAAAGAUGACAGUUUAGUUGUUGGCCGGACGCUAUUUUGAUGCACAACCUGUAGCAAACGGGCUAGCGAAGCUAAAACUAUCGAGCCACCGCAUCGUCCCGCACGAUAUGCGCACCCAUAGUCCCUAACAUCACUCAGUGAAACCACAGGCUGUUGUAAUGUCGGAGCCUAAGUCCCCUACUCCAACCUCUGGAGACACGUACAAAGGGUGGCUCUUCAAAUGGACAAACUACAUAAAAGGUUACCAGAGACGCUGGUUUGUUCUCAGCAAUGGCCUGCUGUCUUACUAUAGGACUCAGGCAGAGAUGGGUCACACGUGCCGAGGCACCAUCAACUUGGCCACAGCCAACAUUGCUGUGGAAGACUCAUGCAAUUUUGUCAUUUCCAACGGAGGGGCACAAACCUAUCACCUGAAGGCCAGCUCAGAAAUAGAGCGCCAGCGAUGGAUCACUGCUUUGGAACUUGCAAAAGCAAAGGCUGUCCGAAUGCAGGCAGAAUCUGAUGACUCAGGUGAUGAUUUCCCUGCAGUCACGCCUAACUUGGGACAGGGUGUAGACUGCCGUAACACAGAAAUCCAGUCUACAUUACGCACACUCAACAGCAAGGUGGAGGAUCUCGCAACCUGCAAUGAUCUCAUUGCCAAGCAUGGGUCUGCCCUCCAGAGGUCUUUAUCAGAACUGGAGGGCCUUCGUGUUGGAGUGGACAUGGGAGAUAAGAUCAAACAAGUCACAGAGAGGGCCACGCUGUUUCGAAUCACCUCCAAUGCCAUGAUCAAUGCAUGUAGAGACUUCCUUUCUAUGGCCCAGAGCCACAGUAAGCGCUGGCAGAAGGCCUUACAGACUGAAAGAGAGCAGAGGAUACGUCUGGAGGAGACUCUAGAGCAGCUAGCCAAGCAGCACAACCACCUGGAAAGAGCUUUCAGAGGAGCAACAGUUCUCCCUCCUUCAUUCAGUAAUCCUACCUUAGGUAACAAAGGGGGUGUUUCAGGGAAGGGUGAUGUCAGUGAUGAGGAUGAUGACAAUGAGUUCUUUGAUGCUAUGGAGGAACCAGCAGAAUUUAUUACUGUCCCUGCUGACCCCAAGUAUCACAGGAGAUCUGGCAGCAACGUCAGUGGGAUCAGCAGUGAGACUGGAACAGAUGAUCAGUCUGUAAAUUUUGAUGAACUAUCUUUGGCAUCUAACCCAGAGUCUCCACAGCUACUGGAGCUGGAGCCAGUUCGGCAAAGGCGAACUCGUAUCCCGGACAAACCAAACUAUUACCUCAAUCUGUGGAGCAUCAUGAAGAAUUGUAUUGGAAAGGAACUCUCAAAGAUACCAAUGCCUGUGAAUUUUAAUGAGCCCUUGUCAAUGCUGCAACGUCUGUCUGAAGACCUGGAGUACUACGAACUCCUAGAUAAGGCUGCCAAGUGUCAUAGCUCCCUAGAGCAGAUGUGUUAUGUGGCAGCUUUCACAGUGUCUUCCUACUCCACCACUGUCCACCGCACAGGAAAGCCCUUCAAUCCUCUUCUUGGAGAAACCUUUGAGCUUGAUCGGCACAGAGAGUGCGGUUAUCGCUCUAUUUGCGAACAGGUCAGUCACCACCCACCUGCUGCAGCUCACCACGCCUUCUCUGAAAAGGGCUGGACCCUCAGACAGGAGAUCACAUUGGCCAGCAAGUUUAGAGGAAAAUAUCUCUCCAUCAUGCCUUUGGGUUCUAUUCAGUGUAUAUUUGAUAAGAGCAACAAUCACUAUUCUUGGAAAAAAGUGACCACAACAGUUCACAACAUUAUUGUUGGGAAAUUGUGGAUUGACCAGUCAGGAGAGAUAGAUGUGGUCAACCACAAGACGGGAGAUCGCUGCCACCUCAAGUUUGCUCCUUACAGUUACUUCUCCAGAGACAUACCAAGAAAGGUAACAGGAGUAGUAACAGAUAAGGAUGGAAAGGCCCAUUAUGUCCUAUCAGGAACGUGGGACGAGAAGAUGGAGUUUUCCAGAAUUAUGCAGAGCAGCAAAGGUGAAAAUGGCACUGAAGGCAAACAGAGGACUGUCUAUCAAACCCUCAAAGCCAAAGAAAUCUGGAGAAAGAACCCGUUACCAGAGGGAGCAGAGAACAUGUACUACUUCUCCUCUUUGGCUUUGACACUUAAUGAACCCGAAGAAGGAGUUGCGCCGACAGACAGUCGCCGGCGACCUGACCAGCGGUUAAUGGAGGAAGGUCGUUGGGACGAGGCUAACGCAGAGAAACAGCGGCUAGAAGAAAAACAACGCAGCACCCGUAGAGAAAGGGAGAGGGAAGCCGUUAAAGUCGCCAGCUCACCUGAGGAAGCUGUCACUGAGGCUUCGAUCAAUGACUCACCUUUGAAAACUGAUGCAAAAGAGACUGGCCCUGGUUCAAGUGAGAUUUCUGAUGAAACUGACACAGAUGACACCCCCCCUCAUACACCUGUUGCAUCCCCUUAUGGACCGUCACUCUUCCCUUAUCUAAUGGAAGGCAAGGAAGGUCCUUGUGGAGCUCCAGCCAAAAGUGCCCAUCCAGACACCUACCAAGCACUGUGGUUUGAGAAGAUAGAUGAUCUUGUAUCUGGAGAGACAUUGCACAUCUACAAGGGGGGAUACUGGGAGGCCAAGGAACAAGGGAACUGGAACAUGUGCCCUGACAUCUUCUGAUCGCAGCUGAAUCAGUUUCCCACUGUGGUGUUCAAAUGACAAGAUGGUAAUAGGGAUGCUGUCUCUUAUCACAUGAAUUAGGAAAUCAAGUUUGACAUCAGCCUGUCUUUGGUGUCUGUCAUCUGACCAACUUCCUUCAGCACCUCAGUUCAGCAAAAUCAAGGUCAACUGGACUUCAUGUUCGAAUAAGAAUAUGAUGCUCAUGUGACAUUGUAGUCACCCUGCAGCUGGUUGGUGUUCCUCACACUGCCUCUUAAACCCUGAUGUUUGUCUCGGUUUUUUUUCCACUGCUUCUUCCCAGUCCAGGGUUUUCUGAGCCAGCCUUCAAGUUGCAGUUUGCAACAGUUUAUUCUGACUGUCAUUCUGCAUUUUCUUUGGACGUGCUGUUAGAGCAGUUAUUGACCCAGAUGGCACCUUUCAAUAUACAAGGCUCGCCCUGAUAGAUUAAGCUACUACCUAACACGAUCAGUGUAGGUUUUUCUAACAGAUUCCUGUUUUUGUUCCUAAUAUUUUAAUGCAGCCUCCUCAGCACAGCACCAUACUAAGUCAAAUCGCAGUUCCUGUAGUAAUAUUCACUUUACCAUUUUCAGACCACAGGCUUGACAGUUUGGCGAUAACACACACUUGAUACAGAGUAGAGCCUGACUGAUAAAGGAUUUUUUUAAGACGGAAACCGAUACUGAUAUUUGGUGAAAAUCCAAUAUUCUGAUAUACCGGCCUUUAAAAAUAUGCACGUUUUUGUGUAUUAUAUUUUUUUUCUUUCAGACUCAGCACUUAAACAGAUUCCCCUAUCAUUUGUAAUGUUUAAUCAUCAGUUGUUUUUGGUGUUUCAUACCUACUGUGUUGUCAGCAGGGAAGUUGCAGAGUGCCCUCUGGUGGAUGAACUAUGCAACAUCAACACUCAUAACAUGGCUGGAGAGUGUUCCUCCUGUCUCUUCUUUACUUUUUUUUCAUUUUCAUUUAUGGGUCGUUAUAAAUGCCAAUACUGAUAGAUCAAUAAAUAGCUAAUAUCGGUUGAUAUAUCAGUCGGGCUCUAAUCCAGAUUUUGCCUUUGAAUUUAUGGUGAUUUGUGGUGCUACUUUAAUCCCUCAAGUGAAACACCAACUAUGGAGGUAUACUACAGUUCUACAGUUACAUACUGGACUCUUUGUUUUUUUGUUCGACUUGUCCGUUUUCUCCCAUCCAGCACUCCUCGUGACCUCUGUAAAUACACAGCAUUGAUGAAAAGAUGUCGAAGUAUUUAUUAUAACUGUGCUGUCCCUCAUAUUGGUUGGGUUGAUCUUAUUAAGAAUACCUAAAUAUAGCGUUUAAAUGGCUUCAUACAUCAUUCCUUUUAUACUCCUGUCAUGUUCAUGUUUUUUGGGUUGUCCGUGUGUCUGUUGGUCCCACUCUCGUAAAUGCAGUAAUUCAGAGACACCCUGAGGGAAUUUCUUUUAACAUUCACUUGAACUCAAGGAUGAACUGGUUGGAAUACGGAGGGCAAAGGUCACAGUUACUUUUAACCUCAUUAAACACUUUUUUUUGUUUAUUUGCCUUUUCUCAAGAAUUCAAAUAGCUGUAAUAUUUGUGUUUGUAACAUAUGUGUUGGAAAAUUGCUGUGCUUCUCAAAGUUGAUGCAUUUUCAGAUGUAUUUUUAUAACUUAGCAGUAGGAAUUUGACUCCUGCUUUCAAAGUAGAUGCUGAGGCUAUCCAUGUGAACAUUUGUGAUUACAUUUAAAUCGGGAGAGCUGUGCUCCGAGUUUACCGCUAACACGAUUUGUGAAAUGAGAGGACAUUUGAGGUGAGUGGUUUUGCCUUUGUGGUUACCUUCAGACUUAUUGAUCAUAGCUUUAAUCUUGAUUACAAAUAUUUGAGUCGCUGUGUGCUGCAAGUGUAGAUUUUGUUUCGAUAGACGGCAAUAAGAGUGCCUCUGCUCAUACAAGUGGCACAAAAUGAAAUGUGAAGGCGCCGUUAAGCAAGAACACUAAAGCUGCAUACGAGGAUUUUUGUCUCAGUCUUUGUCUGCUGUUGUUUGUCUCGAGUGGAAGGACUGAACGGGUGAUGGAAAGUUUUAAUUUUAUAUUUAAGUGUACUUAAAAUGAACUCUAAAAAUGAAGACAACAAAAACAGUGUUAGGAAUAUUUCUGUGUAAAUACACCAAAUAUUGACAUAACUGUGAUCAUAAGUAGUUGCGUUGAUGGAGGAUAUAAAGGCGGUGAUGCACCUUUUAGUUUCAUUUUUUUUUCUUGUCUUUUGUUAUUGCUGUUUACUCAGUUUGAAUAUAGUUUUGUUUUCUGAACUGAGGGUACCAUGUGACGACAUGUCGCGCUUUAACAACCAAGUUAGCAUUCUGUUAUAUAUAUGUGUUUUUGUUUGUUCUUUGCCACCGUCAUUCGUGGUUUUAUAAACCAUUUAAAACUUUAUUUCUUCAUUUAUAGAAUAGGUUUACAGAUUUGUCUCUGCCGUUUGGAUGACAUAUAACUUUUUUUUUGUUUCUGUGUUUGUUUGAGUUGUGUGGUUCUGUCAUUCCCUCUUUAUGUUUCAAGCUUUAUUCCUGUCUGUUUCUACCUGUUUCACCCGUUACAAACUGUAACACUAAAUGACUGAUUUCAGACUGAAUUUGAUUAAUAAAUGGUUGGCUUUUGAUGUUGAUUAUUGAACAGUUUGUGUUGGAAACCUUUCCUAAUCCGUGUUCAGUAAAUUCAAACAUAUGACAUAACUUUCUGAGCAACCUUGUCACCUUUUCUGUCCUUUGAUGGAGCUUUUAGCAGGAUUGUGUUAGAAGUUUGGUUGGAUUAAAGUCUGAAUUGAGAUGAA
This is a messenger RNA of Archocentrus centrarchus (flier cichlid), 5470 nucleotides long. Its product is annotated as oxysterol-binding protein 1-like. The coding region runs from base 188 to 2674 and encodes 828 amino acids. Gene Ontology annotation, cellular component: plasma membrane; perinuclear endoplasmic reticulum; cytosol. The transcript has 21 exons. The record is from RefSeq and is a predicted model, not a curated record. Gene Ontology annotation, molecular function: sterol binding. Lineage: Eukaryota; Metazoa; Chordata; Actinopteri; Cichliformes; Cichlidae.